This is a messenger RNA of Mytilinidion resinicola, 1479 nucleotides long. RefSeq names its product anthranilate phosphoribosyltransferase. The coding region runs from base 84 to 1301 and encodes 405 amino acids. Gene Ontology annotation, biological process: L-tryptophan biosynthetic process. The record is from RefSeq and is a predicted model, not a curated record. Gene Ontology annotation, molecular function: anthranilate phosphoribosyltransferase activity. Lineage: Eukaryota; Fungi; Ascomycota; Dothideomycetes; Mytilinidiales; Mytilinidiaceae. The transcript is spliced from 2 exons. Gene Ontology annotation, cellular component: cytosol.
UCUAUCUGAGUCAAUUGAGCUGCAUGUUCUUCUCCAAAUAUUUCUACAGUAAAUUGACUGACGACGAAUUGCAAAACGGCGUCAUGGCUGCUGAAAAGAAAACGUACAUCGACAUCAAGCCGCUCUUAACGGGCCUUUGGCAUGAAUCAUCCCAUGUUUCCCCCUCCGCUAUAGAUAUUGCAGCUGCUAUCGCCCUCAUCUUCACCAAUGACCUCUCCGACGUCCAGACAGGAGCGCUCCUGACCGCCCUCCACUUUACGGAUCGCGAUCGUGAGGCCGAUGUCCUCACCAAAUGCGCUGAGUCCAUGCGUAACGCGGCCCUUCCCACCGAUAUGGAGGCAUUGAAGACGGUAAUAGACUGGCGCGGGCGUCAUGAAGGUACAUAUCACGGCGGGCUGUGUGACAUAGUAGGAACGGGCGGUGACUCGCACAACACCUUCAACAUCUCCACCACGUCCUCCAUCCUCGCCUCCUCUCUCCUCCUUAUCGCCAAACACGGUAACGUAGCCUCGACGUCCAAAUCUGGCUCUGCGAACCUGCUCGAGAAUGCCAUGCCGCUGGCCCCUAAGAUCCGGAAUGUGACUCCUGCAACCCUCACAAACAUCUACUCCGCUACCAACUACUCCUUUCUCUUCGCGCAGGUUUUCCACCCCGGCGCGAAGCAUGCUGCAGAUAUCCGCAGACAGCUCGGCUGGCGCACCAUAUUCAACCUCCUCGGUCCCCUCGCGAACCCCUUGCAUCCGCUCGUCGAAACCCGCGUCAUCGGCGUCGCGCGACGAGAGAUAGGCCCCGUAUUUGCCGAAUCGCUACGACAAAGUGGUGCAAAAAAGGCUCUUAUAAUCUGCGGCGACGAAGAGCUCGACGAGCUGAGCUGUGCGGGUCCCACGCAUUGCUGGCAACUCGCCGUGCCAUCCGGAGCAAGCGAGCCUGAAAUCGCCUCUUUCACCCUCACACCAGAGGACUUUGGGCUGCCACGACAUCCGUUAUCAGAAGUUUCGCCCGGGAAGGAGCCCGCGGAGAAUGCGGCGAUCUUGAUGUCUAUUUUGAAGGGAGAAAGACCUCAGGACGAUCCCAUCGUACACUUCGUCCUCAUCAACACAGCUGCCCUGUUCGUCGUCUCGGGCAUAUGUGAAGCGGAAUCGUCUAAUAUGGGCCCUGGAGAUGACGGGAAGGUGAUUACGGAACGUGGUCCUGCUGGUGGACGCUGGAAAGAGGGCGUGAGAAGGGCGAGAUGGGCGAUUAGUAGUGGCGCGGCGCUCAAGGAGUGGGAAGGGUUCGUAGAGGUAACUAAUAGAGGAUGAAUGGGUUGCACCAUCAUACCCAAUCGAGUAAAAAUCUUGUCACCGUCUUAUUUGUCUUUCAAAAUUCUACAGAAAAUGAAAGCUCUUCAUUCUGUACGAUUGGUACAGAUGCAGAGGCGCUUGAAACAAUAUGCAGACUUAUCUCAAGGCACCAACAUGUUUCAAAACUCUUUCCUCU